Molecule: messenger RNA, 1326 nt
Organism: Saccostrea cuccullata (small rock oyster)
Lineage: Eukaryota; Metazoa; Mollusca; Bivalvia; Ostreida; Ostreidae
Product: zinc finger protein OZF-like
Exons: 3
Coding region: 1-1314 (437 amino acids)
Source: RefSeq, a predicted model, not a curated record
AUGUUACAGCAAACCCCUGAAUUGGGACUGUCCAAGGAAAUCCCAGGAAUUCCUGUUCCAAAAACAUCUCAGGAAAUCUUAGGAAUAAUCCUAGGAUUUUUUCAAGAUAUCCGAGGAAUAAAUCUUAAGAUUGUCUUAGGAUUUCUUAGGACAUCUCAGGAAUAUUCUGCAAGGAAGGAAGGCGGAGAUUUUGAAUCCCAUUCAAAUAUUCAGAUAGAUACUGAAGAAUUACAGAACUAUUGUUCAGAUGAAGAUCAAACUGGAAGUUUAGAAAGACACAUCAACACACGUGUAAGUAAACAGCCUCGGAUAUGUAUCAAUAGGAAACCUUCAACUAGUUCAAGUCACGUACAUAGACAAAUAAGGUCUCAAUCGCGGAAGAAAAUUUUAAAAUGUGAAUUUUGUGGGAAGGCAUUCUCUGUAUCAGAUGUCAUUUAUAAAUGCAUCAGGACACAGACUGGUAUUGAACCUUAUUAUUGUAAUGCAUGUGAAAAAAAGUUGAACCGUUCAAGUGCCUUACAGAGAAAAAAGAGGACACAAGCAGAUAAUACACUCUAUAAAUGUGAUUUGUGUGAUAAACCCUUCAAUCAAUUUAAUAGUUUAAAGAAGCAUAUGAGGAUACAUACAGCUGAUAAAUCGUAUAAAUGUGAUGUGUGUGGAAAGGAAUUCAACUGGCCAGGAAAUUUACUGACACACAUGAGAAUACAUACUGGUGAUAAACCUUAUAAAUGCGAUAAGUGUUGGAAGGCAUUCAAUUAUUCAUCUAACUUAGAUAGACACGUGAGGACACACACAGAUGAUAAACCUUAUAAAUGUAAUGUGUGUGAAAGAGCUUUCAAGGAAGCUGGAGCCUUAAAGGACCAUAUGAUGAUACAUACAGGUGAAAAACCUUACAGAUGUGUCGUAUGUGGAAAGGCAUUCAGCAGAUCAAAUAAUCUAAAAAUUCACAUAAGGUCACAUACAGGUGAAACACCCUAUAAAUGUGAUGUGUGUGGGAAGGCAUACAAGCAGUCAAGUGACUUAAAAAGACACAUGAGGAUACAUACAGGUGAUAAACUUUAUAAAUGUAAUGUGUGUGAAUUGACAUACACUCAUUCAACCAACUUACAGAAACACAUGAGGACACAUACUGGUGAAAAACCUUAUACAUGUGAUGUGUGUGGGAAAGCAUUUAACCAUUCAGGUACCAAAGAUAGACACAUGAGGAUACACACUGGAGAGAAACCAUAUGGAUGUGAUGUUUGUGGACAGACAUUUAGCAGAUUAGAUGUCUUAAAGAAUCACAUAAAGACACAUACAGAUGAUAACAUAUAAAACAAAGUGUAU